ACAGUUCUCCCACGAUCUAAAUCUGGUCGGUCUGUUGAAGCGAUGCUGAUAGAAACCGGAAUCGUUGAGAUUGCAGUCCAGGACGCGCAUAUUCUCUUCGAAUGCUCGCCGCAAGAGUGGCGUUCAAUCAGAGAGGAAAACCAGUUAAAAGUGGUGCAUUUCGACGACAUUUCUUGCCCAACUUCUGACCAUUUGCAGCUCCAUUCGGCACCGUUCCCUUCGAGACUUGUGGGAAACACUCCUUUUUCGCCUUAUCGCACUACUUCUGUCGUGAGUAGUGUCGACACGAUGGCUCAAAGUGUCAUCUUUGCGGCUCGCCGAGCAAGCAGCCUCGUGCAUCGGCUUCAAUUGACGCCGCUCUCACUCACUUCCCUUCAGCUUGCCCGGUCCGUCAAGCAUGUCGUCGUGAGGACGACACUCUGUACCCAUUUCGGCAAGCUAAAGUGUCCAACUCACUCUCUCCCACCAACCAAUAGGCUUGCGGCCAGCGGCAGAAAAGUUGUCCGCUCCUCGGCACCGUUUGGUUGUCACGUCGCGACGGCCGAGUCACCGAGUCACCGAGUCGGCCACCAGUUGAGUCCAGUUGUCGCGUCUUGUCGGCAGCUCAGAUCUCUUCUUCACGGCCUUCAUAGCCUGGCCCAGACGGGGCAAGAUCAAGGCGGUACAGAUGGCAACUGUCGCGGUUGGAGGACGCAAUCGGUCGCGACGCGUGCCGGUACAGACGGCGAGUUUUGCGCCAAGUCGACAGGUCCAAUGACCCAAAACGUGCCGGUCGACGAGCGUCCGCUUCGCGACAUCCACGACCCAGCCUCCGUCGUCUCCACGACGUCCUCGUGGCCUGUUGGUUGCGGCAGCCGAUUCGACGGCUCAUCGGCCACACACUUCAACUCCCACUCCUCCGGCUUCCGGGCCAACUCGUUUUCCCCACUCUCGCCUCACACUUUCACACCAUGCCCCACCAUCCCCUCUUCUUCCUCCUCCUCUUCCCUGUUGCCGGGACGACUGGCCACUCUUCUGCUCUUUCGUCCGGCUUGGCUGCCAUGCCAGACUUCUGCCGCUCCGGCCUCUCUUUCGCCGACUCCUCAUCUUCUUCCUCCUCCUCCUCCUCCUCCUCCUCCUCCUCCUUCUCCUCUUCUUACUCCCCCUCCUCCUCCUCCGUCGGCAUUUUGGUUGGCGUCAGUGAAGGCGGCCGCGGCUGCCUUCGCAAUGGCUUCCUCCAGCCUCCGUGAGCCGUUCUGCCCAGAGACGAGUUCGCCUCAACCGGUUCCAGGCAAGUGGGAGUCCGCAGUCGCCGGCUGCGCUACUUCGAGGCCACUUGUUCAGCCGAAGGAGCAACUGCGGCCGGAGCAACUUCAGGCGGACUUGCAUUUCAGGCUUUCGAAGAAUUCUUCACGAAUUUCGGUCACAACAAGUCUCGACACCGUUCUGUAA
Messenger RNA from Protopolystoma xenopodis, 1431 nucleotides. NCBI's taxonomy places the organism in Eukaryota, Metazoa, Platyhelminthes, Monogenea, Polystomatidea, Polystomatidae. The record is from the annotation of a GenBank genome assembly.